GGAAAGUGGAUGCCUGGAGUCAUGUGUAAAGAGGCCUGGGAGGUUCUCCCUCCCCCAGCACCACCCUCUUCAGGGCCAAGAGAGGCAGUAGCACCACUCAGCCUGUGUGGGGUUGCAGGCUGACAUGGGGACCAAGGAGCAGUGACAGGCAGCAGAAGUAGCCGAGGACAAGGUGCCCUAAAGGCAGGAGGCAAUGCAGUGAGCCUGCUGGUCUUGUGGUGGGUGCUGGGCCAACAAGCGUGAGUAUGACUGUGUCACUGUGACUGCUGAAGGCAGGGACACAGCAGCUCCCCAGCUGGGGGUGGAAGGUGUUAACUGGGAGAAUGCUGGUGUGGGUGGGUGGCCUCUGGGCCUGGAACCGGGGGACAUAGGGAGGUAGUAAACACCCUGGUGAUGGUGGCAUCUUGGUGGCAGCCUUGUGAGGAUGCUUGCUGCAGGGCUGUGGGGGUUUGUGUGACUUUGCAGUUCAACAAAUUCAAAUCCAGCCCAUGCUGGCAUGGCAGCGCCUUCUGUGUGCCAGGCAACAAGCAAGGAGAGGCAGACCCAGCUUGUAGCUGAAGGGUUCCCACUGUGGGUUUAAGAAUUUUAACCUUGGGGCUGGUGUGCGGCGGGAUGCUUUCUGGUCAUUCUGACAUUUAAACCACCCAAUACCCUGUCCCCACUUAAAGAAAUGUAUGGUGAAGCACAGAAGAAAGUGACUUGCCCAAGGUGACCCAGCUACUCAAUUAGACAGGACCUGAAUCUAAGCUGCCAGGUUGCAGAGCCCCAGUCCUUCACCAUCAUGCCUUUGCCAGGCUGCAGAUGUCUGGUUCUGGGGUUCAGGGGCUACACUCCUGGUCUUGGUCCUGACCCUGCAGACAUGCCCCUAAACACAGGUCACUGUGCCAAGGGGUGGGGCCAUGGUUCGCCUCCAGUACUUGCCAAGGGGCUAGAUUUACUACCAGAGGGGCUGCCUGGCUCUCAGAGACCCCUUAAGCUGCAGUUCUCGCCUUAGGCCCUCCCUUGGCUCCUGCCCCCCUCCCGGCGCUGACUCGGGGCCAGGGGAGGAAAGGCUGUCUCCACCCACCUCUUGCACUCUCCCUUCUCCUUUAUAAAGGCCGGAACAGCUGAAGGGUGGCAACUUCUCCUGCAGCCGGGAGCAGCCUGCCUGCCUCCCCCGCUGCCUCCCUGAGGGCUCCCCUCCGGCCGCCAGCGCCCAUCUUUUUUUCUCCAGGGAUAUUUUGCGCACACACACAUACACACACGCGCAAAAGGGGAAAGAGGGGGGAAAAGCCCACCCCCCAGCCUCGUUGUAACGAGUAAGCCGGAGCAGCCGCAGCUAGAAACCCGCAGAGGACGCCCUGAGCAGCGAGCUGGUGGGCGGAUCGACCGACUGACCCGCGCCGCGUCCACCUGUCGGCCCGGGUCGGCCCAGCGCACAGUGGGCGCGCCGCGCGCUCGGAGCAGCCGUGCCCGCCGCUUGGGCCCCGAGCCAGGGCGCACACGCUCCCGCCCCGCCACCCGGCCCGGGCGGGAGUUUGCACCUCUCCCUGCCCGGGUGCUUGGGCCGCCGCUGCAAAGCCAACUUUGGAAAAAAGUUUUUUGGGGGAGACCUGGGCUUGGAGGUGCUCAGCCCUGCGCUUUCUGAUCUGGGAAGCCUUUCCAAAAAAUGUUGCAAAAAAGCUAAGCCAGCGGGCAGAGGAACACGCCUUUAGCAGGCGAGUGAAGACGAACCAUCGACUGUCGUGUUUCUUUUCCUCUCGGAGGUUGGAGUCCCCUGCGCGCCCCCACACGGCUAGACGCCUUGGCUGGUUCGCGACGCAGCCCCCCGGCCGUGGAUGCUCGCGUGGGCUCGGGAUCCGCCCAGGUAGCGGCCUCGGACCCUGGUCCCGUGUCCAGGUCCUCCCCAGCCCCCCAGCGACGGAGCCGGGGCCGGGGGCGGCGGCGCCCGGGGGCCAUGCGGGUGAGCCACGGCGGCGGCUGCAGCGGCCUGAGAGCCUGAUCGCGGCGGACCCGAGCGGAGCCCACCCUACUCCCCAGCCCCCAACCCUGGCCGCGGGGGCGGCGCGCUCCGUCUACGCGUCCGGGGCCCCGCGGGGCCGGGCCCGGAGUCGGCAUGAAUCGCUGCUGGGCGCUCUUCCUGCCUCUCUGCUGCUACCUGCGUCUGGUCAGCGCCGAGGGGGACCCCAUUCCAGAGGAACUCUAUGAAAUGCUGAGUGACCGCUCUAUCCGCUCCUUUGAUGACCUCCAGCGCCUGCUGCAUGGAGACUCCGUAGAUGAAAAUGGGGCCGAGCUGGACCUGAACAUGACCCGAGCCCACUCUGGAGGCGAGCCAGAAAGCUCAUCUCGAGGGAGGAGGAGCCUAGGUUCCCUGGCAGCCGCAGAGCCCGCUGUAAUUGCCGAGUGCAAGACGCGCACAGAGGUGUUCCAGAUCUCGCGGAACCUCAUCGAUCGCACCAACGCCAAUUUCCUGGUGUGGCCGCCCUGCGUGGAGGUGCAGCGCUGCUCUGGAUGCUGCAACAACCGCAACGUGCAGUGCAGGGCCUCGCAAGUGCAGAUGAGGCCAGUGCAGGUGAGAAAGAUUGAGAUUGUACGGAAGAAGCCAAUCUUCAAGAAGGCCACAGUGACCCUGGAGGACCACCUGGCCUGCAAGUGUGAGACAAUAGUGACCCCUCGGCCUGUGACUCGGAGCCCUGGGACAUCCCGGGAGCAGCAGCGAGCAAAGACGCCUCAAACUCGGGUGACUGUUCGGACGGUGCGAGUCCGCCGGCCCCUCAAAGGGAAGCAUCGAAAAUUUAAGCACACACAUGACAAGGAGGCGCUGAAGGAGACCCUCGGGGCUUAGGAGCAUCGGCAAGCGUGUGGGCAGGGUUAUUUAAUAUGGUAUUUGCUGUAUCGCCCCCAUGGGGUCCUUGGAGUGAUAAUGUUGUUCCCCUCGUCCGUCUGUCUCGAUGCCUGAUUCGGACGGCCAAUGGUGCUUCCCUCAUCCCGCGUGCCCGGCCACCUCCACCAGCAACAGUCCUUCGGCCCGUCCUGCGACUCCAGAAGCAAACAAAGGACUCCAUUCCAUGCUGCUUCUUCCCUUGACCCCAAGAAUGUGGGACAAGUGUGCAGGAGCCUCACGGGGGACUGUGGACUGGCCCCAGGAGCCUGGGAUUUGGUCUGAGAGCCUCUGCAUGUCCUGCCUGGUUCCUGGACCCCUGGCCAGCCAGCAGGGAGCACUUUCAGGCAGGCUAGGGUCCCUUGUAGUCCUGUGGCCAGGACCACAUGGGGAGCACAGACUAGAGGAAAUCUCUCAGCAUCCGGAUCUGCCACUCAUCCCUCCCUGUCCCCUCAGCCCAUAGUGGCUUUUUAUUUUAUAAGUAUGAAAUCAAGGAAGAUAAUGAACUCCUCUGGGCAGGUGGCCACAUGCCUUCUCUGAUGGAUUGGAGAUGCAGUGUGCUUGUGACCUGGGCCACAUCCUCUGCCUCUUUCCACCUACCUUGCAUCUCUCUUGUUUCAUUUCUCUACCUCCGCUCUGUGUCUUCUUCCUCGUGUACCCUUCAGUCGGCUCCACCGGAGGUGCUUAGGUCCUCAUUGAGGCUCUGAACGACCCUACCAUUCUCCCUUAGGGCAGGAGACCUGUCUGUCUUAUUCCCCUCCAGCCAAGACAACCACGUAAGGUUGUGUGGGAUGUGUAUUGUACAUGGGCACUGCAUGUGGAGAGUUCUGUUCACACCCUAAAUAUGGCCGAUUUGUCUACUAUGACCUUCUGGCAGAUGUAGGUCAAGCCUCUGAGGAAAGGAGGCUGUGUUUUAAUUCACACUGACGCCCUGGGCGGACUGGCUGUGUGUGCGCUGACCCAGCCUGAAGCUUGGAAUGAGCCUCAGGUGCUGGAGGAGCCACACAGUCCUCGUUUAUUGUUCCCUUCCUGGCAGGUGCGGGAUGCUAGGAGCUCCCCAAGGGAGGGGCCGCCCUGGCUGCCCACUUCCCUGAGUGCACAUUGCCCCUCAGAUCUUUUGUGGUUUUACCUGAUGGCUUCUUCCAGGAAGCUAGCUGGUACACUGGAAGCGGGAGAGAGAGGGAGAGCCAUAGCGCCCUCAGGAGGACUGGGGUAGACGCACCCACUUCCCCUCUCCCACUUCCCCCUGCACUUUUCCCUCCCCCUCCCAGGUCCGCUUCCUUCAGUUUGUAAAGUUGGUGAUUAUAUUUUUGGGGGCUUUCUUUUUAUUUUUUAAAUGUAAAGUUUAUUUAUAUUCCAUAUUUAAAGUUGUAAAAAAAAAAAGCCACGAAACCAA
Molecule: messenger RNA, 4256 nt
Organism: Chionomys nivalis (European snow vole)
Lineage: Eukaryota; Metazoa; Chordata; Mammalia; Rodentia; Cricetidae
Gene: Pdgfb
Product: platelet derived growth factor subunit B
Exons: 7
Coding region: 2096-2824 (242 amino acids)
Biological process (GO): positive regulation of MAP kinase activity; positive regulation of ERK1 and ERK2 cascade; positive regulation of protein autophosphorylation
Cellular component (GO): membrane
Molecular function (GO): growth factor activity; platelet-derived growth factor receptor binding
Source: RefSeq, a predicted model, not a curated record